Bombina bombina (fire-bellied toad) is the source of this 1638-nucleotide messenger RNA. RefSeq names its product kaptin, actin binding protein (gene KPTN). Gene Ontology annotation, cellular component: actin cytoskeleton; KICSTOR complex; lamellipodium. Gene Ontology annotation, biological process: actin filament organization; negative regulation of TORC1 signaling; cellular response to amino acid starvation. The coding region runs from base 73 to 1365 and encodes 430 amino acids. Gene Ontology annotation, molecular function: actin filament binding. The record is from RefSeq and is a predicted model, not a curated record. The transcript has 12 exons. Lineage: Eukaryota; Metazoa; Chordata; Amphibia; Anura; Bombinatoridae.
GCCAUUUCAGUUACUGGCAAAUGAUAAGUUCCACCUUGACUUGGUGUUUCUCGCAGCCCGUAGCCCCAUACCAUGAGCUGCCCGCUGCAAGAGGACACGUUUAUCCGUUUCCCGUCGCAGAGUAACAUCUACGGCCUCUCCCCGUUACCCUGCCCUGGAGCUGCAGAACUGCUGACUGGGACUCUUAAAGGGAAAGUUACCAGCUUCAGGUACCAGGACCUAAGGGACAAGCUGAGGGCCGGCGCAAGAGAGCUACAGUUCACCUAUAUACCUGUGGAUGCAGAGAUCGUCUCCAUUGAUUCCUUCAGCAAGUCACCCCCAAAACGAGGCCUGGUCGUCGGAAUAACGUUCAUUAAGGAUUCUGGAGACAAAGCCAGCCCUUUCCUGAACAUUUACUGUGACUAUGAGCCGGGCUCGGAAUAUAAUCUGGACUCUAUCGCUCAAAGCUGUUUAAAUCUGGAAUUGAAAUUCACUCCAUUUCAACUGUGCCAUGCUGAGGUACAAGAUGGAGGUGAUCAAGAGACAGUGUUUCUUCUUGGUGGGAACGAUCAGUGUAUUCACCUCUACAAGGAGAAUGAAGGACUUCACCAGUUUGAAGAGCAACCCGUGGAGAAUCUUUUCCCAGAGCUUCAGAACCUACCCAGCAACAUUAUAUGGCUGAGCGUGUACAACAUCCCAGACACCCAGCGGCGCAUUACUGCCUAUGGAUGUCAGAGUGGGCACGUCUGUGUGUCACACGUGGAGCAGAGGAAGCGAGAAAUCCUUCAGAGCUGGUCACUGCAGCAGGACGGCCCAUUGUCUAAGGUGCUUAUAUUCAGUUUGCCAAGUGAGCACAGGAGAGCGGGGGGAACAGAGGACUGGAGGCAAGAUGGUGGAGAGGUUCAGAAGUACCAGGAGGAAUAUAGUGUCCUUGUCACCAGUACCAUUGAGAUGUCUGCGGUUUAUAGGAAUGUUUUACAAAAUGGCCUUGAGGAGCAGCUGCUUUUGCCAGACAGUGACCAGUUUGACAGUGUCCUCUGUGCUGUAGCAGCAGAUGUUGACUUCGAUGGAGAACCAGAGAUACUCCUGGGAACUUAUGGACAGGAGUUGUUGUGUUACAAGUAUCUACAUGGGGGUGGGCAGCGAGGACAAUUCCAACUGCUCUGGCAGAGAAGUUUUCCCAGCCCUUUGCUUUGUAUGGCUCACUUAGAUCUGACGUCAGACGGGCUGUGUGAGCUGGCUAUUGUGUGCCUGAAAGGACUCCACAUUCUGCAGCACAGUCUGAAGAAGGCGGCCGAGAGUCUGAUACAGCUUCUUAAGGAGAAGGUAGAGAGUUUGCGUGAACAAGAGGAAGGAGAGCGAACACAAGAAGCAAUAUGCAACUGACCUAUAGCUACCGUAUACAAAUUCCUGUGUGCUGGACAAGCAUUAGGGUUAUAUUCUAAUCCCUUACAAAUGAUUAUCAAGAUAUUUUUCUACAAAAUUCACAGUAAAAUCUGGUAUUUUUGUGGAUAAAUCAUUUGAUAAUCUUUUCUUAAGGAUUAAAAUAUAUGUCCCAUGAGUUAAACCCCGGUGCUCAGCACACAGAUUUAACAUAUCUUGUAAAAUGUGCUUUUCAUACCAUAUUUUUAGUAUUAAAAAUCAAAUUAUUUUUCUACA